GGACGCUCCUUCACAAACAGUGUAUAACACGGUCUCUGUGACAAGGAGAAACAUGGGUGACUAUCCAUUUUCUAUAAUUGUUAAAUACAGCAAUGCACUGAACCAACAACAAGAAAAAGAGCAGAAACGCUAUUUUACUAUGAAAAGAAAAUCCGGUGGAGGAGAUUGUAACAUAAUCCAGCUGAACCCCAUCCAGUACAGAGUGAGCUACAAGACGAGGGAAGUGAUGGAGAGAGUCCUAAAUUAUGCAGAUCACAAGAAAGACUUUUGUGGGGAAUUGAUCGAUUUCACAAUGGAAGCAGACGAAAAUCAGGAAAAGACAAACUUGCCAUCACUAUCUACAGAAGAGCAGUCUAACAUUCUACAAGAUGGGGAUGGUUUUGCAGCUGCCAGCAUACCUGAAGAUUCUUCAGAAAACUUACCACUAGAGCAGAGUACUAUUAUUCCUCUAGACAGCAAUUUUCAGUAUGAAGUCAUAAGAAACAGAAUUUCAAAUGAAAUUUGCACAUCUUUUUCAUCCUUAAAAAUUCAUUGUGAAAACAAGAUGUUAAAGUUAACUGGGCAUGGUGAUUUAAUGCAGGCACGUCUUCAAAUCAAAAAUAUGAUUGCCACAGUCAGAGAACGUAAAGUUGAUGUCUCCCCAGCCAUAGCAGGUUUUCUUCUCUCUUCGGAUAGUGCAGAAAUAUCCAAAAAUAUAUUUGAAGGCCUUGUUUUUCUAGAUAUUUUAAGGGGUUUAUGUAUAUAUGCACCUUCUGAUACUCUACUUGACCAAGCUGAAACUACUUUACAACAAAGUCUUAAAGUGGAAAAUAUUCAUAUUGCAUCAGAAGAAAGGAAUGCCAUCUCACAGGAAUCCUGGAAACAUUUAUUGGACACCUUAAAUAGUUCUGGAGAUAUUCAGGUUGGUCUCCAGGAGGAUAGUGAUAGCAAAGGUCUCACCUUAUCUUUAGUGGGUUUGGCUAAGGCAGUAGAGGAAGCAAGCAAGACAUGUAAGCACUAUUUAUGGCAGAAAGCCUCUAUCAAAGAGGAAGUUGAUCUAGAACAUCGUAUAGUUGUAGAAAAUAUAGAGAAUUUGCUAACAAGCUUUGAAGGUGGCCAAUUGUCAGUUACCAUUCAGGUUUCAGAGCCACCAGGACAGACUGUGACUUUGAUUGGUCAACAAGAUGAAGUGCUCAAAUGUAAAGCUACUCUUCAAGAAUUUAUUCAGAAGAUACAUGUAAAUAAUCUAUGUAUUACCAAACACGGAGCAGCACAUUUUUUUAAAAAACAAGGAAAGCAAAUACUAAAUACAUUUCAGGACACUUUCAAUUGCCGCAUCUUUGUUUGUGACUCUGAAAAUGGGGAUCGGAGAGGAGAGGGUGCUGGCAAUGAUCAGAAUGCACUUGGAGGUACAGAAGAUGUAAAUCAAAGUAAAGAAGUAAAAGUGACAAGAGAUGCAUCUCGUGAUGAGGGAACACCACAAGCAGAAAAAUAUGGGGCAGCCAAAACACAGACGAAAACAAAAGAAAAUAAACCUUCAGUGGUCCAGCUUGUAUUGAGUCGUGGAAAACUCGAGAACAAAAAGGCUGAUGUAAUGGCUGCUCCUUUAGUAUCUAAUAAUCCGGUUCUCGAAGCUUUGAAUGUUACUAAAAAUCUGAAACAGAAGGGAGGUGAUCGGUUCAAAAAUCUAUUUACGAAUGCUCUUAAUAAUCGUGCAACUCUUGAACCUGGAAGCAUUUUUCAACUACCAAUUCCUGGAAGCAACUACCCGCUAAACUGUGAAAUUGUAAUCUUCAUCGUUUGCAUCCCAUGGGAUGGGCCAAGUGGAUCAUCAUCAAUUGCAGCUUUGAAGAAAGGGAUAAAGAACAUGCUUGAGAUUUGUAACUCAAAGAAUUGGAGUUCACUUACAAUGUCAGUUAUAGGACCUGGGAUGAAACUGAAAGUUCCCGAAGAAACAGCAGCAAAACUGAUCGGAGAAGAAAUAAAAUUGUUUGUGGAAGGUGCACAAAAUUGUAGUUUACAGAAGAUUGAGAUUGUAAUUCCCCGGGAAUAUCAGGUUCCCUAUAUUAUCUACAGAGAGACUCUAUUGCACAUGGAUUUGGGAGACCGACUGAUUUUGUGCGAUGAAAAUGGAGGUUCCUUUAACAAGAUAUCUUCUGGUCAGUGGCAUCGAGAGAAAGCAGGGAAUAUGUCAAUAGAUGUAAUAUACAAUGAUAUUACAAAUGAAAGAACUGAUGCUAUUGUGAACUCCACCAACUUCAGACAUUGGAGCAAAGAAUCUGUGGCUCAUGCUAUAUUUACAGCAGCAGGACAAAGUAUUGUUCAAGAAGCUAAAGAUGGCGCUACAAGAACAGAAAUUGUUAUGACAGGACCUGGAGCUCUACCCUGCAAGUGGAUUCUACACUGUAAUUGUAAAAACAAUGUCGGGAACAUUCCUAUACUUGUAACAGAUAUCUUACUUCGGUGUGAAAAUACGGGUCUAAAAUCUGUUGCCUUUCCUGCCAUUGGCACAGGUGAAUGUGGAUUUAAUCCACUUGAAGUGGCAAACCAUUUUGUGAAUGCAAUAGCCUUAUUUGCCAGGACUAGAAACACAAAUUCUUUGACUUGUGUUCAUCUGGUUACAAGUCGCCCACACAUCUACCACAUAUUCCACGAACAGUUGAGGAAACACUGCAGAUUUGCGUCAGGAGACUCUUGGAAGCCAGUAGAUCUGCUGAGUUCUCGAUUAAAACAAUUGUCACUUCCUGGAUGCGAUGCUAUACAAGAUAUAACAGUUUUUCUGCAUCCUUUUCCUGUACCUCCUGCAGCCGUGUUGGUUAUUGUGACAGAUAAGCUGGACAAUGUUAAUGAAAUAAAACAGCGUCUUAAAGAAGAAUUUGAUAAACAAUACAAGGAGGAGAAAAUUGAACAAGCGCUUCUGAAAACAUUUUCCCUGAAAGAGAUUCAGGAAGUCUUCUCAGUGGUGAAUGGAAAACCUGAAGUAAAUCUGACAUUAGACAAACUACAAAACUGCAUUUUCCUAAAUGGCUGUGAAAAGGAUAUUCUUGAAGUGGCAUUGAAAGUACAAAGCAAGCUUACCACCAUUAUAAGUGAAAGGCUUCAAAAAGUGACAACGGAACAAUCUGGGUUUCUGGUCCAGUGGGGCUAUUCAGAUGACGAGGAUUCCUACCCAUUUAGUCUUGAAGCUAACCAGUUACUAGAAAACAGAUACCAGACUGCAAAGACAGGAGUUGUAACAGUGACACUUGAAAAUGGCAAACAAGCAAAGGUCAAUCUGGAAAAAAUGUCAGCAACACUUGAGGUGGAUAGCACAGAAGUCAAAGUUAUUCGACAAGACUUAACAAAUGAAACAAAUCUGCCUGAGAAUUGGGAUGAUAUGAAUGGACAGAUGCUUAAGAGAGUGCAAUUGGCUCAAAACUCUGAGGAAUAUAACAAGGUUAACGACCUUUACAGCAGAACUGUCCAAACACCUAUUGUGAAGAUUGAAAGGAUACAGAAUGCGUAUCAACACAUAGCUUACGAAAUGAGGAAAGAAUUCAUGAUCAUGAAGAAUGGAUCUGAUGGUGUUAAUGAGCGUUAUCUAUUCCAUGGCACUGAACCACAGAACUGUCAGUCCAUCAACUAUAGUGGUUUUAACAGGAGUUUUGCGGGUCAGCAUGCUGCUUGCUAUGGAAAUGGUGUAUAUUUUGCUGUGGAUGCUAGUUAUUCAGCUCACCAGCAAUACUCUCCUCCAGAUCCAAACACUGGAGAGAGAUUUAUGUAUCUAACAAAAGUGCUAGUUGGUAAUCAUACAAAAGGGCAAAGUGGUAUGAGGACCGCACCACGCCGUCAAGCAAAUUAUAUUUUUGAUGUCUACGACAGCUUAACAGAUGACCAAAACAAACCAGCCAUGUUUGUUGUGUUUCAUGAUGACCAAGCAUAUCCUGAGUACCUCAUUACCUUUAAAUAAACAUGUUUAAGUAGACCUUUAAAACAAAAAGAUAGGUUCCUGCCACUAUAGCAUUAAAAGGUUGCCAUAUCAUCUGACCUCUUGUUUCUUUAGGUUUCUCUAAAGGUAGACAAUUUACAAUGGUACACUUUUAUACUUUUCACUUUUUUCUAAGCUCUAACCCCUAUAUUCAACAAUAUUUCAGUAGGCCUUGGAGUGGGGACCAAAUCAAUAGGGACAAUGUCGAAGGAA
Molecule: messenger RNA, 4159 nt
Organism: Rana temporaria (common frog)
Lineage: Eukaryota; Metazoa; Chordata; Amphibia; Anura; Ranidae
Product: protein mono-ADP-ribosyltransferase PARP14-like
Exons: 15
Coding region: 53-3928 (1291 amino acids)
Biological process (GO): negative regulation of gene expression
Cellular component (GO): nucleus; cytoplasm
Molecular function (GO): NAD+ poly-ADP-ribosyltransferase activity; transcription corepressor activity
Source: RefSeq, a predicted model, not a curated record